This is a messenger RNA of Penicillium taxi, 1581 nucleotides long. RefSeq names its product glycosylphosphatidylinositol-alpha 1,2 mannosyltransferase smp3 (gene smp3). Gene Ontology annotation, cellular component: endoplasmic reticulum membrane. The transcript has 4 exons. Lineage: Eukaryota; Fungi; Ascomycota; Eurotiomycetes; Eurotiales; Aspergillaceae. Gene Ontology annotation, biological process: GPI anchor biosynthetic process. Gene Ontology annotation, molecular function: alpha-1,2-mannosyltransferase activity. The record is from RefSeq and is a predicted model, not a curated record. The coding region runs from base 1 to 1581 and encodes 526 amino acids.
AUGUGGAGACGAACCUACUUAAUCCUACUUUUGGUCCGUGUUUACUUUGCGCUGUCACCGAGCUACUUACAUCCCGAUGAAAAUUUUCAAGGUCCUGAAGUCUUUGCGGGUCGCAUCUUCGGAUAUCCCUCCAAACUGACCUGGGAAUUCACUACCAACAACCCUAUCCGCAGCGUCUUCCCAUUAUGGCCAACCUACGAGCUGCCCAUGGGCCUACUGAAAUGGUUCUACAUGGAAGCCGGAUUCGGCAACCCGCCACCACAAGUCGUCUACUAUGCUCUGCGCGCAGGCAUGUUCCUUCUGAGCUUUGUGUUGGAGGACUGGGCUGUGUAUGAGCUUGUACCUUCCCCGCGGCACCGGCGCGCAACAGUCGUACUAGUGGCUUCGUCAUAUGUCACCUGGACAUAUCAGACGCACACCUUUUCCAACUCCCUCGAGACACUCUUGGUGGCUUGGGGGUUGGUUCUGAUUCGGCGCAUUGUCGAAAACAAGAAACACUCGUCUUUCUUUUCGUGUACUGUGCUUUCAUUUAUCUCUGUUGUCGGCGUCUUCAAUCGCAUUACUUUCCCUGCUUUUCUUCUUUUCCCAGGUCUGCAAUUGCUGCCCGUUUUUAAGCGCAAGCCAGCAUCAUUGGCCGUAUUCGCUUCCUUCGGACUCAUCUGGGCCUCGAUAGCCAUCUUCGCCGAUACAUCCUUCUACCGCCCCUCCGCGUCACUGUUCAAUAAAAUCCGCCAUCCAACAAUCACCCCGCUAAACAACAUCCUAUACAACGCAAAAGCCGACAACCUAGCCAUUCAUGGCCUACACCCCCACCACCAACAUCUAAUAGCGAACCUCUUCCAGCUCCUAGGCCCGGCAUACGUCGUCAUGCUUCUCUCCCUCUUCAAAAGACCUUUAAUUCCCUCCUGGAUGCGGAACAUCCGCGCCCUCAGCGCCGUCUCGGCAACAGCCAUUCUCUCAAUAUUCCCACACCAAGAACCACGCUUCCUAGUCCCCUGCGUCCCCCUCCUCCUCAGCUGCGUCGGCAUGCACCGCUCAAAAGCCUUUCUAGCAACAUGGGUCAUCUUCAACGGCGCCAUGGGCUUCCUAAUGGGCAUCUACCAUCAAGGCGGCAUAGUCCCAACCCAACUAGCCUUGCGCUCGAUAAUAACCGCAAACACUCUAGCCCAGGGCAUAAAACCCCAGCCAGAUGCCUCGGUCUUCUGGUGGAAAACUUACUCCCCGCCAGAAUGGCUGCUGGGCACGAAUGCUACUUCGCAAGUCGAUACGUUCGAUCUAAUGGGUAUUCCAGGCUUGGAAAUGAUCCAACGUCUUAAUACUGCCGUCCCUUCUUGUCCUGAGUCUUCCCAAAUCUACCUGGUCGCGCCUACCUCCGCUACCUUCCUGGACACGUACACUGAACUCUCCUCACCCUCGGCUCCACACACGCCUAACCUGCAACUCUAUCGCUUGUGGUCUUAUCGCCAGCAUUUGAAUCUGGAUGAUCUAGAUUUUGGCGACGAUGGUGUCCUGAACACCCUGAAACGGGUCGUUGGGCGUCGUGGACUAGGUGUUUACUCUGUUCGUCGGGCUUGUAUAUAA